UGGAGUCCCACACUUCGCCCUCUCUCUUCUCCUCGCAAAAAAAGCGCACUAAAUGUAACAACAACUCUGCACGCGCUUCUUCUUCUUCUCGAGUUUUUACGCACAUCUGCGCUCUGCUGUCGGCACGUUUUUGUUUGUUUUUAUCGGCAGUGCUCAUGGUGUUGUUGGUCCGGCGCUGGUUGGACACUGACACAAACUGUGAGGAAGAGGAGAAAGACAGGCAAGAGGAAAAACUCUGGCAGCGCCGUUUUGGAGUUGGAGUUGCAGCGUAAAAAAAAAAAAAAAAAAGAAGAAGAAAAAAAAAAAAAGAGUCCGAGGCAACUCCAGAAGCACAUCUGCAACUUAGGAAGAGAAGAAGACAAAGACACUAGAAAAAUAUUUGUUUUCCCCUCUUAAGUGAAGACAAAAAGUGCGAAUCAGAGGGGGAGUCACCCAGGAAGAAUUAUCCCGUCUCCAUGAGGUGUUGAGGAAUGAAAAAUCGCCAUGGAAACCCAGUCCCAGGCCAAUUCAGCAGCUGAGAAGAAGAAGAGGGUGGAGACCAUUGUGGCAACCAAGGGCUCGUCAGUGCGCAAUGACAUCAGCGAGAAGGCGGUGGCCUCCAGCACCACCUCAAACGAGGACGAGAGUUCAGGCACGCCUUACCACCGCGAGAGACGCAAUGCCAUCAGCUCCCAGGCCCCGACGCCCACAAGGACCAUAAGCGAGGAGCCGUCCACCUCCACAGAAGACCGCCCCUCGCUGCUGAAAAAGGAGCUGCAUAGUUCCAUCCCUCACCUGUCUGACCAUGCCCUGCCGUACAGAGGCACGCUGUUCACGAUGGAUCCUCGCAACGGCUACCUAGACUCGCACUAUCAUGCACCACAGUUCUUCCCGACCUUCCAUCCACCCGUGCCAAUCGAUGACAGACAUACGCAGGGGCGUUACAUCUACGAGCCUUCCCCCGUGCCCCCUCUUCACGUACCUCCUUCACUGGCGGGCAGUCCAGCUUUCUCCGACAUCUCCCUCAUCCGGAUCUCGCCCCAGCGGAACCCCUCUGUGGGGGCCGAGUCGCCCUUUCACCCUCCGCACCCCUACAUCAACCCGUACAUGGACUACAUCCGCUCGCUCCACAGCAGCCCCUCCAUCUCGGUUCUGUCGGCCACCCGGGGCCUCAGCCCUGCAGAUGCCCCUCACACAGGCCUAACCACAGCAGAGUACUACCACCAGAUGGCUCUGCUCGCAGGCCACCGUAGCCCCUACGCCACCGACCUGCUCCCCUCUGUGGCGUCCACAGCCGGCGCCAGCAGUGCCAGCGCCCUGCACAUGGAGUACCUGCAGGCCAUGGAGAAUUCUCGUUUCUCGAGCCCGAGGCUGCCAUCGCGGCCCAGCAGGAAGCGCCCUCUGCCCAUCUCGCCGCUCUCCGAGCACAGCUUCGACCUGCAGACCAUGAUACGAAACUCACCCAACUCCCUCGUCACCAUGCUCAACAACUCCCGCUCCAGCUCCUCCACCAGCGGCUCCUACGGCCACCUCUCUGCCGGCGCCAUCAGCCCAGCAUUAAGCUUCGCCUACCCACCAACGCCUGUGGCUCUGCACGUGCACCAGCAGCUCAUGGGCCGCCAACCGGGCCUCGUGGGCUCUGCUUUCGGCCACAGCCCGCCCCUCAUCCACCCAUCACCGGCCUUUGCCACCCAGAGGCCCGUACCCGGCAUCCCCCCCUCGGGGCUCAGCGCCAGCGAGCGCUCGACCCUCUCCAACGACUCUUCACAGACCAAACCAACAAGUGAAUCUGCAGUGAGCAGCACAGGAGACCCCAUGCACCACAAACGCUCCAAAAUGAAACCAGAGGAAGAUCUGCCGAGCCCAGGAGCAGUGAGCGUACAGGACCAUCCUGAUGGGAUGACCCUGGUGAAAGAGGAAGGGGACAAGGAUGAGAACAAACAGGAGCCGGAGGUGGUUUACGAGACAAACUGCCAUUGGGAGAACUGCUGCCGCGAGUUUGACACGCAGGAGCAGCUCGUACAACACAUCAACAAUGACCACAUCCACGGGGAGAAGAAGGAGUUUGUUUGUCGAUGGGAGGAAUGCUCUCGAGAGCAGAAGCCCUUCAAGGCUCAAUACAUGCUGGUGGUCCACAUGCGCAGACAUACUGGGGAAAAACCCCACAAGUGCACGUUUGAGGGCUGUGCCAAGGCCUACUCCCGUCUGGAAAACCUUAAGACUCAUUUACGUUCCCACACCGGAGAAAAACCUUACGUGUGUGAGCACGAAGGCUGCAACAAGGCCUUUUCUAACGCUUCAGAUCGGGCCAAGCAUCAGAACCGCACACACUCAAAUGAGAAACCGUAUGUGUGCAAAAUCCCAGGCUGCACCAAACGCUACACGGACCCCAGCUCCUUACGCAAGCAUGUGAAGACGGUUCACGGACCAGAGGCGCACGUUACAAAGAAGCAGCGUGGAGAUUACCCGCGCCCUCCGCCCCAACACAAGGAGCCUGGGGGCAACAGCCAGGGACGGUCCCCAGGGCACCUGCCCCUGGGUGGGUAUACGGACCAAAGGGAGUACAACCAUGCUACCUCAAAACAGGAUGAAUGUCUGCAGGUCAAGUCCAUCAAGACAGAGAAGCCUAUGGCGUCUCAGCCAAGCCCUGGCGGUGAGUCUACAUGCAGCAGUGACCAGUCCCCCUUCAGCACCUAUCCCAGCAGUGGAGUCCAGCUUGCUGUGAGCGCCGGACGCUCACCAAGGGAGGGGCUGGAGGAGAACGAGGAGAAAGAGGAAAAAGAAGUGGAGGCAGAGGAGGAGUGUGAGGGUGAGCCGGCCCCCAUUAUGGACUCCACAGUCUCCACGGCAACAACAGCCAUGCUGACCCUGCAGGCAAGGCGAAGUGUUGGCCGUCCCGUGCGCUGGAUGGAGCAUAUCAAGAUGGAAAGGCUGAAGCAGGUGAAUGGAGGGCUGCCCAGGCCAGGGACCCUGUCCCCUACACCCCCUCCAAAAGGCUCCACACUACCUACCAUCUUGGGGAAGGGAUCCUGUCUGGGCAGGCAGUGGGGGGUGUCUGCUCCUCAGCCACCUGCUCAUGCUGAGCUGGGCAGCACAGAGCUAACAGUGCUUAAUUUGCUUCGGGACCGACGUGACAGCAGCGGUAGCGCCACCAGUUCAGCCUACCUGAGCAGCAGUCGUCGCUCCUCGGGCAUCUCCCCCUGCUUCUCCAGUCGACGCUCCAGCCAGGCUUCCCAAAAUGAGGGCAUGAUGGCAGCCACCCAACAUCGUCGCCGCCACAACCUUAGCUCCACUGACUCUUACGACCCCAUCUCCACUGAUGCCUCCCGCCGGUCCAGUGAGGCAAGCCACUAUGGUGGUAGCGUCGGUGGAGGGUUUGGAGGGAUACCUCUAGCUGGGAGCUGUGGCGGUCUAGGGGGAGUAGGUAUAGGAGGAGGAGGGUCACAGGGGAUGCUCACUUUAACCCCAGCACAGCACUACCACCUGAAAGCCAAGUACGCAGCAGCAACUGGUGGCCCACCUCCCACGCCUCUACCCAACAUGGAGCGCAUGAGCUUGAAGACUCGCAUGGCCAUGAUGGAUGACGGUGGUAGCAACCAUUCUUUACCACCUCUUGUUAGACCGCAUCGCUGCAGUGAUGGCAUCAACGGGUACACCAAUGGGUAUAUGGGACAUUCAGGUUACAGGAGAAGGGUUCUCUUACCUGGUGAGGGGCCACUGAAUGGGAACCGGAGGGCUAGUGACCCGGUGCGAACGCAGGCUCCUGAUUGUUGCAGUCUGCCCCCAGUGCAACGCUUCAACAGCCUUAACAACCUCCACCCUCUUCCACCUCUGUCUCAAUAUUCGACGCCAGAAACUCGCAACUUCAGCCUUCAGAACUACACCCGCUCUGAGGGCAACCUGCAAAGAGGUCUUCAGCACUCACCCUACACUCCUAGCAUCGCAGAACACUCAGCCUUAGAAGCCCUGGCCAUGGAGGAUGAGGGGGAGGCUGGUCUUUUGCUUGGGGAUGAGGAUAUGCUACCAGAUGACCUGGUGCAGUAUCUCCACUCCCAUGUUCAGGUGGAUGGCGGCUCCUACAUGAACGUUGAGGACCAAAUAGUUUCUAGCCAAAGGGAAAACUCCCAUCCAUCUAUGGAGGAGAUAGAACAGAUCCAGAAUGGGUUGAAUAUGGCAUUAUCUGGUUCCCACUGUCUCCAACAGCAGCAGAUGGUCGAGCGGAGGAGCCCGAGUAAGCUUCCAAUCCAGUGGAAUGAAGUGAGCUCUGGGAGUGCCGACAGGUCUCCUCAGAGGGAACAAAACCACCAGACACAGUGUGGAAGGUGGUCAGGUACCGAACAUGGACCGACAGCUGCACCUUUUGGAAGGUUUGGAAACAUGGUUGUCCAGCAGCAAGUGCCCCUUGAUCUUCAGAACAGUUGCGCCCAGGCUAAUCAGUCUCAAAGUUCUUGUUGUGUCAACCCUGGAGUGAAGCUAGAGACAUCACCCAGGUCCUGCAUGGAGAUGCGAGGUACUGGUCAAAACCCUACAAACCCCUUUGGAAGGCCAAACUUUGCACAGAUCAACAAUGGGCCCCUGCAUGAAUUAAAACAGCAGGCCUCUCAUGGACCUCGAAAACAGAGCCACUUCCUACCAAACCACAACAGCAGCACCUCUUGCCAGAUUGGGAACAAUCUAGUUCUUACCAGAGCCUCUAUGGACCACCUACCCAGUCUCUCCCAGGGAACUGCUCCUCUUCACAAUCGGCAGGUCCAUGUCCCUCGCCCACCAAACACUCACAGGAACUUGGUCAGAGCCCAGCAGUGUCUCAGUCUAGAGAACUCUGGUGAAAUCCAGGGUUGUCUGAACCAGCAGCAACAAUUGCAGAGAAGUGGUGACCAUUGCUCCCUUGCAUAUCAGGUAUCUGGGCUGAAACUGGAGGCCCCAGACCAUGGAUACCAAGAGCAGGGCUUUGGCGACUGCCUUUCCUAUGAACCAGUGGAUCACAAGGCCUCCUCGUACCCUGUUCUGGAAGACCAGUGCUUACUGGACUCAAUGGCUGAGACCGUUGGACAAGGUAGUAGCAGUGGAAGCGGGAACUCUGUUGCCCUUCUCUCUCCUGGUGCAGACCAGGUAACAAGCACGGUGGAUGGCACUGUCCCUGGUGUAUUAGAUGAGGGGGUUAGUCUGGACUUUAGUGCCAUGCUAGAGGAUGGCUUCGACCAAGGUAGCCUGGUCUCUGGGGUGCUGAGUCCCUCCAUCUUCCAGGGUCUGUCCAGAACUUCAUCACGCCUGACUACACCUCGAGCAUCUGCAACCUUCCAUAGUGUGGCCCCUGGCCUAAACAACAUGGCCAUUGGAGACAUGAGCUCUCUCCUCACCACACUUGCCGAGGAGAGCAAGUUCCUGGCGAUCAUGCAGUAGCUGCUCUCUCUCUCUUUCAACUUUCUCCUCCCUUCAGAAAAAAAAGAGAAAACUCUGGUGUAUGUGAAGAUUAAGACCAAAGUGUCAAUUAUGAGAACUAUAUUAUGUACUUAGUGUUGUGAAACAGGCGGUUGCCAAGUCUGUUAAUUUUGUAAAAAAAAAAAAUUCAUCCCACUCAGAAAUGGGAUGUGUCAAAAUAAUGUACAGAUACAUAGUUGUAUUCCUUUUCUGGAAUGUAGGCUAUUUUUGGAAGCUCUUCUCUUUGUAAAACUUUGAAAUGUUGAGCUAAAGCUCACUUCCUUGAAACAGUAUUCUGUGUAUUGUCACUGUUUUUGCUAUACACACUGAUGGUCAAAAUGCAUGUAUUCAAGGUAAUGGAAAUCAUCAAUAUAAGUACAUCUACUCUAGCCCAUACACCAAGUAUCACCCGUUCUGGUCCCAGAGGUUCAAAUCUAUUCUCCUUAAAGCAGGUCAGACAUAACCCUAACUCUGAUGAUAUCUUUAUACAUCAUACGUUUUAAAAAGUGGUGGAAUCUGUUGUCAUUUAGUUUGUAUGUUAAUUUUGUGAAUCUGUAAAUGUUACAGUGUUCUACCAGGUUUUACCAAGUGGUGUUUUAGUAACUACAGUAUGGCAUCGAGUCCAAAAAAUGAACACAUCACACAAGACUCGGAGGCAGCCACAGUUGUCUUCUUCAUAUCUAAAAUGGCUCAAUUUAGUUAGUCUGCUGAGGUACUCACACGUGUAUAUAACAGUGUUUUUUAUAAUCUGUUUGUGAUAAUCCUGUUAUUGACGUUGGAUUGCACGGUUGCUGGAGUUGAUACAAUGAACGGACAUUGGUGAUCAAAGGUCCCAUUCGGUGCUUUAUGUAUGCUUACAUAAAUAGAUAUUUGUACUUCAUGUUUUUAAUCUGUCUUAAUGGCCGUCAGUGGUCCAUAGCACAUGGUUUUCCCUCUCAUGAUUAUAAAUGUAAAGUGGUGUUUUUCUCCAAUAGGAAAUCAUCUGUGUUCUCUCCAAAGCUCUUAAAUUCAGAAUGUGUACUGCCAUCGAGUAUUGCAGUGAUUUUGUCAAAACAGUGUUAGUAUUGCCUUGCAGUCUUCUUUGACUGAACACAGAAUAUUGAGUAGUUUACCUUUUAUUCAGCGUCAAAGCAAUGAGGUACAAAUGGUUUUCUUGUUCUUUGGUACUUUUGUCAUUUUUGUAGCUGUGCAUUGAUGUUUUUUUGUUUUGUUUUUGUUUUCAAAAAGUAGAAAUCAUUUCCUUUUGAAGGAAGGAAAUUACAUUGAGGUAUGUGCCUUAUAAGUAUCUGCCUGACGGUAAAGAGAAAGAUCACUGCCAAUCUUCCAUUGUGAAUUAUGAAAAAGAGAAACAUUUUAAGUGUCUUUUAAGACCGGGGGAAAAAAAGAGAAAAUGAUAGAAAAUUUAUAUAAGAAAAGUCUGAAUAUGAGAAAAGUUAAGAUUUGCGAAAUGCAUUCUACUUUUCUUUGAUUUUUUUUUCAUUUUCACAUUAAUUGUGCUUUUUAUAUAUAUUGUGUAAAUACAAUACUCUUUCUGUAGGUUUAGCAGAGGACAGGGGAAGUAAUCCUGGGGCCAAUAAAGAAUAGACUUUGAAAGCAGGGACUCCCAGGCCCUGGGUAGAGGGCCAUGCAGAUCUGGCUCAGUGCAGAGCUUUCAGGGCCCCGCACUGCCCUCCGCCCGAAGAGCCGCUUUGCUCUUUUAUAACUGACUACAAAUGUUUGUAUGGUUUUAAUAAAAAUGGAAAUUAUAUUUCAA
This is a messenger RNA of Labrus bergylta (ballan wrasse), 7153 nucleotides long. It is a transcript of the gene gli3, whose product is annotated as GLI family zinc finger 3. Gene Ontology annotation, biological process: regulation of transcription by RNA polymerase II; smoothened signaling pathway. NCBI's taxonomy places the organism in Eukaryota, Metazoa, Chordata, Actinopteri, Labriformes, Labridae. Gene Ontology annotation, molecular function: RNA polymerase II cis-regulatory region sequence-specific DNA binding; DNA-binding transcription factor activity, RNA polymerase II-specific. The record is from RefSeq and is a predicted model, not a curated record. Gene Ontology annotation, cellular component: nucleus.